AGGGUUUAUCUCUGCUUGGAGCGUACGAAGACAGUGAAGAAGAAGAUGCAGCAGAAAACUCCUCGACUGCCACGAAGGCAAAGCAUAACCAGUCCGCAGACAUUGACAGCACACUUGCCAAUUUUAUGGCGGAAAUUGAUGCAAUUACGACUCAGACAACUGAAUCUGGAUCAGAGCCGAGCGCACCAGCCCCAACUCCUCCUCGCCCCGAACCCAAAACAGACCAGCAGACUCAUGAUCAGAACGGACCCGCACAGGAAUUUCAAUACAACACACAGUACUCCCUCGCAGGGGCUGGGUUGGAGAUGGGUGAUUGGCAGGAGGUGUGGGAUGAAAAUACCGGCUGUUAUUACUACUGGAAUACUCAGACCAAUGAGGUGGCCUGGGAACUUCCGCAUUACCUGGCAAACCAGAUGCAGAGUUUACAUUACACAGGCAGGUGAGUUGUGAACAUGA
Sinocyclocheilus anshuiensis is the source of this 456-nucleotide messenger RNA. Its product is annotated as formin-binding protein 4-like. The annotation marks the transcript as partial. The transcript is spliced from 3 exons. Lineage: Eukaryota; Metazoa; Chordata; Actinopteri; Cypriniformes; Cyprinidae. Gene Ontology annotation, molecular function: protein binding. The record is from RefSeq and is a predicted model, not a curated record.